Microdochium trichocladiopsis is the source of this 2454-nucleotide messenger RNA. RefSeq lists its product as uncharacterized. The record is from RefSeq and is a predicted model, not a curated record. The transcript is spliced from 4 exons. The coding region runs from base 1 to 2454 and encodes 817 amino acids. Lineage: Eukaryota; Fungi; Ascomycota; Sordariomycetes; Xylariales; Microdochiaceae.
AUGCCCGGCGAGGAGAUGGACAUCAUGACAGAUUUUGGGCCCGCGGGGCUUACGGAGGACAUUGAUAUCGAUCUCGAUCUAGCUGCCGCUACCCAUCCGGACGAAGACCUCGAGCUCGACGACUUUGACCACUCAGCUGACCUCCAACUCUUCAAUUCUGAUGGCCGAGACGAACUCAUGGCUGAGGGCGAUGAUGCCUCCUACGGCAUGGUUGAUGCAGACGACGUCGAGCAUGCGGAGACGAUGGCCACGACUGACGACAUUGACAUCGACCUUGUCGCGGUCGAGAGCGAUCCCCUGUGGCAUGGCGAUGGCGCAGGCACAACAUCCACGUUACAAAUGGUGCAAGAGAUCGAUUUUGUGGAUGCGGACAAGGCCAGCGAAGGCAUACAAGAUGUAGUGCCCCAGCCUAUUUCAACCAACACGGGCGACAACCUAGCAGCUGAGGCAACAAUAAAUGGAUGGCAGGAUCACGAGGGCACGGCAACCACUUCGCAGCUGCCAAACGUCGAGAAUGAAGAAGCGGAGGACUACCAGCACGAUCCAGAAGCUACUGGCGACCGUGCGCCUGGCACAUCCGACCUCAACUCAUCAGAAGCCUCUGGCGAUGGGAGUUUAGCCACUGUUGUUCCUCAGAAAAACCCAGUCACUUUCGGCGAGAAGGGAUCUACGCCAAUCACCUCUACCGAGAACGCGGGUGAACAGACAGGCAGUGCUGAAAGUCCUGAUGUCAUUGUUGGUUCAAGCCUCGAUUACACUGAUAAGCCCGAGACGCAGCGGUCCGGCGAAGAUGGAGAGGAGGCGCAUCAUACAUCCAGUCAUGACGAUGAUGAUUACGAUACCGAACUUGCUGUGCCAGGAGAUUCCUCGAACCCCACUGAGCAGAUUUCUGACGUCCCUGACCUUGCAGCGGAUGAGGCUGAGAUAAACAUCAACGACACUGCACAGGCUGCAGUGGACCAUGUGGAAGGACUACAGCACGCUACAGAUUCCAUGACGGAUUUCGCCUCCUUAAAAGCGCCCGAGAAACCGGAUGACAUUGACAAUUUCGGGGGUGAUGAUGAAGCCGCGACACCCAACAACACUAAUUCUACCGACGCCGGCGUACGCAGCCAUGAGCAGGAGCAGCGCGAACCCCUCAGUGACAGAGACUAUGAAGGUCAAGAGGAGCAUGCUCCGGAGUUGCCCACUGACUUUGCUGUUGCCGAACUGCAUACUGAGCUCGGACAGAGUCUUGACAUGAUGAUCUCCCGCCAUCGACCUGUUAUCUCUUACAAACGGACGGAUUAUAGUCUCCUUGCCGAGUCUGAGAGCGAUGACCCGGAUAGUUAUUUCUUGAAGGAUAGCGCUGCUCUAGAUACACCGCUCGACCAGUUCCUCGCGGCUUUGCGACAGGUCAUCUCAGCAGAGAUAUCGCCCCUCGACGAGCUUGUGCUAUAUGUUGAUGGGCUUGGAUUGGAAUUUGCCGAGUCAUCCGCUCUGAGCUUGCUGAGCGAGCACACAUACAUGGAGCUUCUCCAGCUCUACGACCAGCUGACACACAACGACGGGGCUGAGACGGUGCCGCCUUUUUAUGCCUACCUGUCUGUCCGACCCAGUGGGGCGCAACGGCUCCUUGCGCUUCAAGAAAGUGCCAAGGCCGGCCAUGGUCUCUCACAGGUCGCCGUUUAUCGGGAGUUUACUCCUGAUGAAGAUCUGGAGGAGUUGCGAUCCCAAAGUGAUUUUGACCUUCCUUCCGAUCACCGGGAACAAGACGAUGAGGACGCAGAGUCUGAGCAUCAUGAUUCUCCGGUGGAACAUACACAUACAGAAGAGUCUUUUGUUGCACGUGAAAUGGAGCAUGCAGCACACACGGGCGAGUCGCCACGGAACGAUGCAGGAGAAGAACCCGAUGCGCCUGCCGAGGACAAUCCAAGCACGGAUGUGCAGCAGGUGCAGGAUGAGUUUGAUGACGAGCUGGAUUUGUCACCAACACACCAAGAUGACAUUGUCGUCGCCCUGCUGGACGACAACCACAGCACAACGGCUAAGGGUGAAGUCCAAGUUGAAAGCGACCACAUCGAUGAUCUAGCCAACGAAGCAUCAAGCCGGGAUGUUGAUGGUACACCGUCGGCUAACACGAGCGCAACGGUCACAGCUGAUGGUGGUGAGCAUGGUGAGCAUGAUGAGAUUGGUUACACCGACGACGAAGAUGAGGACGCCUCCCAAGACCAGCCAAACGGGACCAAUUCCGCAGAGGCGGAAGUCAGUCUGAGCUUGCUCGAAGUGCCGCCGCCACCACCACCACCAGACGAUGAGAUCACGUGGGAGUCUGAUCAUGAAGAGGAGGCUGUCGACGAGGGCAAGUCCGGUCCGGUACAAGUGUCACCGGUAGCUGGCAAGCGCACAAGAUCGGAUUCGAUCGACGUCGCUGACACGAACGAACAGAACGAUGUCAAGCGACAGCGCUCUUGA